This is a messenger RNA of Corylus avellana, 905 nucleotides long. Lineage: Eukaryota; Viridiplantae; Streptophyta; Magnoliopsida; Fagales; Betulaceae. The record is from RefSeq and is a predicted model, not a curated record.
UUUGGAUCUCGUGCAUCUUCUGGUAGGAACCUUCUUCAAGCUAGAAAAGGUUUGACUUACUAUGCAUUGCUAUCUAUCAAAACAACUACAAAUGGUGAUAGGGCAAAGGCAAGGGCGUGGCCAAGUCCAAGGUCGUGGUCAACUCCGAGGUCAAGGCCGAGGCCUGUGUCAUGUUGAGGAUCGUGAUAGGCCGACUCUCGUUGAUGUUGAUGACGAUAUGGACAUGCCAUCACCGGUGACCCUCGAUUUGGUGGAGGGCCAUAGCCAUUCUUCCCAUGAGCGGUCUGAUGACAUACCCUCAUCGGGAGUUGCACCCACCGCAAGCUCUAGCACGUCUGUUAGAAGGCCAAGGGGUCAGAACAAGAAUUCCAAGGUUAAUGAUAUGAUAGAUAAGGAUGGUCCGCUCAAUUUGGAAUUCAAGGAUGAGUAUGUUGUACCUGUGGGCGACAAUUCCGGGGCGUGGUCGAGGAUAAUUUCUAAGAUUGUCCUCGAUCAUUGCGACCUCCAUUAUCAAAGUUGGACCAUGGUCCCAGAUGAAAUGGUGAAAAGAUUGGAAGAACGAGUGAAGGGUAAGUUCGUUUUGGAUACGAAGCUACAGAAGCACAAGGAUGCCUUAAAGCAUCAACUAGGUAAGGCCUAUAAUAGGAAACGCUCCGCAUUGCACCUCAAGAACUACCAAAUUUAUUUCAAAAAUGUGGAUAGCGAUGAUUUAGUAGCGGUGGCCAAUGCUCAAGCCGAGGCGAGGGCCAAUGUUCCAACUGGUAUUUCUCCGGAACGAUGGCCUGCUAUAUGUGAUUCAUUCGAAGUUGAUAUGUGAAAGAAAAAAUCUGAGCGAAAUAAGAAAAACAGAGCAAAGAUGGAAACAAAUCAUACAGCUGGCAGCACGACGUUCGUCAAUAUCAUUC